AAUUUGUUCUCUUGUUCUUUUUAUUUUACCGACCCUGUAAUGUAUUGGAAUACUUUUGGCGCCAUUAGACGCACCUCCCAUUUCCGCCUCUAACCGCCACCAGGAGCCGCCUCUCUCCGCCACCUUCUCCGGCCAACCACCCUGAAAUUGGCGCCUUUUUUUUUCUGAUUCAGUGCACACUUAAGGCACAACACCAAACAUGUCAUCAUCCUCAUCACACCACUCCAAAACCCUAACCCUAGACUCCACAACCUUAUUCCUAAACUCCCCACAAACAACCACCACUCCUCUCCCUCCCAUCCCCACCGACUUCCCCCUCUCCAAACUCAUCCCCAAAACCAAAUUCAUCAUCGACGGUUUCCGCUUCUCCGGCGACCACUCCAUCUCCUACUUCCUCACACACUUCCACUCCGAUCACUACACCGGCCUCAACUCCACCUGGAACAAAGGCAUCAUAUACUGCUCCCCAACCACAGCUCGCCUUCUUAUCCAAGUCCUCAACGUUUCAUCUUCUUUCGUUGUGUCGUUGCCGCUUUCCAAGCCGGUUUCGAUCGAUGGAUGUGAGGUUUCGUUGAUCGAUGCGAAUCAUUGUCCUGGUGCCGUUCAGUUUUUGUUCAGAGUUCCCACUGAGGAGGGGAAUUGGAUGAGGUAUGUGCAUACCGGUGACUUUAGGUAUUGCGGUUCGAUGAAAUCGGAUCCUGUGUUGAGUGAGUUUAUUGGCGCUGAUGCUGUGUUUUUAGAUACUACUUAUUGUAAUCCGAAAUAUGUGUUUCCGUCGCAAGACGAGAGUAUUGAUUAUGUUGUUAAUGUGAUUAAUAAGUAUAGUGUUGAUAAUGGGAAUGGGAAUGGGAAUGGGAAUGGUGUGAAGUCGGUUUUGUUUCUUGUUGCUACUUAUGUUAUUGGGAAGGAGAAGAUUUUGCUUGAGAUUUCGCGUAGGUGUGGUAGGAAGAUACAAGUUGAAGACCGGAAAUUGGGGAUUCUGCGUACUCUAGGGUUUGGGGAAGAUGGAGUUUUUACUAAUGAAGAGUGUGAAAGUGAUGUUCAUGUUAUUGGGUGGAAUGUUUUAGGGGAAACUUGGCCGUAUUUUAAACCGAAUUUUGUGAAGAUGAAGGAGAUUAUGGAGGCUAGAGGUUACUCGAAGGUGGUGGGAUUUGUACCUACGGGUUGGACGUAUGAAGUAAAGCGUAAUAAGUUUGCUGUGAGGGUAAAAGAUUCAUUUGAGAUACAUUUAGUACCUUAUAGUGAGCACUCGAAUUACGAAGAGCUUAGGGAGUAUGUAAAGUUUUUAAGACCAAAACGGGUUAUUCCAACAGUUGGUGUGGAUGUUGAGAAUGUUGACGGGAAGCAUGUUAACAAAAUGCUGAAGCAUUUUGCUGGUUUGGUUGACGAAAUGGCCAUCAAGCAAGACUUCUUGAUGGGCUUUCAUCGGGGGCCCAAGGAACUGAACGGGAGCCUUGAGAAGAACUCGCACAACCUAAAGGAAAAAGUUUCGGAGCCCGAGAAAGAGGAACAUGGUUCACGGGAUUCGGUAUUAGUAACCGACAAAGAAAUGGAUGAAAUGAUACUGGAACUUCAUGAUUGCUUGCCAGCUUGGGUCACUAGGGAUCAAAUGAUGGAUCUUAUAAGUAAAUCGGAUAAAAACGUUGUUGAAGCAGCCUCUUAUUUUUUCGAACAUGAAACCGAAUAUCAUGAACAGGUCAUUACUAGUACAUCUGCUUCUGCUUCACAAGAAAGCUCAGUUGAUAUACUUAAGCACGUCAUUGCUCAUGCUUCAUCCACCUGCACACCCGUUAAAACUUUUACUAAAGGCUUUGCAUCAUCUUCAACUCCUAUUAAAACUAAAUUAAAAACCGAGGGUAGUCCUUCAAGUAAAAGAAAAAAACCAUCCAGCACUAAACAAUCAAGUAAGAACAACGCUUCUCCUAGCCAAAAGAGGAAGACCAGUGAAACUAAGUCAAGCAAGAAGCCGAUAGCCACUUCACAACUUGAAACUAGUGGACCGAAGCAAUGUACAAUAACUAAAUUCUUCAAUAAGGCUACACCUACGGCUGAACCGUCUCAAAAUGAUGACAAGGUGUUACCAAGUAUUGACAUCACACAUUACAAAGACGAGGUGGACCAGUUUAUUCAAAUCGUAAAUGGCAGCGAGUCAUUGCGUAGCUAUGCUACCACUAUCUUAGAGGAAACAAAGGGUGAUAUUAAUAAAGCUCUCGACUUGUAUUACACCAACUCCAAAGAUAAACAAAGUGAAGACACUGAAGUAUCUAUGAAAGAUAACGUUGACAAGACCUGUUCCAAGCAGUCAAAAGAGUCUUUGACACCUCAACCGCCAGCUGGCAAUGUUGCUUCUGAUCUUGUAUCACUACCACCUGAGAAGUAUUCUCCCACAGACCAUGCCUGCUGGAAAGAGGGCCAGUCUGCUCCUUAUCUACAUCUCGCCAGGACAUUCAGUUUGUUGGAAGAUGAAAAAGGAAAGAUUAAAGCUACAUCUAUGCUUUGCAAUAUGUUUAGAAGCUUGUUAAUUUUGUCGCCAGAGGAUGUACUGCCAGCCGUGUACUUGUGCACAAACAAGAUUGCACCUGACCAUGAAAACAUGGAACUAAACAUUGGUGGAAGUGUUGUCACAGCAGCAAUGGAAGAGGCAUGUGGGACAAACAGAUCAAAGAUUCGGGAUUUGUACAACAGCUUAGGUGAUCUUGGUGAUGUUGCUCAACUUUGCCGUCAGACACAAAAAUUACUUGCACCUCCAGCCCCGCUUUCAAUUCGAGGUGUUUAUUCGGUGCUUCGGGAGAUAAGUGUGCAGACAGGUAGUGGAAGUACCAUGAGAAAGAGAAGCCUCAUUGUUAAUCUAAUGAGAUCUUGUAGAGAGAUGGAGAUCAAGUUUAUAGUCAGAACACUGGUUAGAAAUUUAAGAAUCGGGGCCAUGAUGAGAACUGUUCUGCCUGCGUUAGCUCAUGCAAUUGUUAUGAACUCUUGCCAAGGAAAAACUAUAGAAAAUCUCAAAGAAAUGCUUCAGGGUCUCUCCGCAGCAGUUAUUGAAGCAUACAAUAUCCUCCCAAAUUUGGAUCUGCUCAUUCCUUCUGUUAUGGAUAAAGGGAUUAAAUUUUCAUCGGAAACACUGUCUAUGGUUCCUGGCAUACCAAUCAAGCCAAUGCUGGCAAAAAUUACUAACGGAGUCCCUCAAGUGUUGAAGCUUUUUCAGGGAAAAGCACUUACCUGUGAGUUUAAAUAUGAUGGUCAGCGUGCGCAAGUUCAUAAAUUAGCUGACGGGUCUAUACGUGUGUUUUCACGGAAUGGGGACGACACGACAUCUAGAUUUCCAGAUGUAAUAAGUAUAUUAAAUGAGCUCUGCAAGCCUGAGACCAUGACUUUCAUAAUUGAUGCCGAGGUGGUUGCUAUCGAUAGAAAAAGUGGUCCCAAACUUCUUUCAUUCCAAGAACUAUCUUCCCGUGAUAGAGGUGGCAAAAAUUCAGUUAUUGCAGUAGAUAACAUAAAGGUUGAUAUAUGUGUAUUCGCUUUUGAUGUCAUGCUUGCUAAUGGGGAACAGCUGUUGGGUUUACCUUUGCGUCAAAGAAGAAAAUAUCUGAAAGAUUUGUUUGGUGAAGAAAAGAUAGGAUAUUUUGAAUAUUCCAAGCAAAUAACAGUGGAGGCGGAUAAUGCUUACGUGGAAAAUGAAGCCACAGUGACUAAAAUGAACCUGUUUUUUGAAGAAGCUUUCCAUUCCUCAUGUGAAGGAAUCAUGGUUAAAUCUCUUGAUGUUGAAGCUGGUUAUCUCCCAUCAAAGCGUUCUGAUUCUUGGUUAAAGGUGAAGCGAGAUUAUGUAGAAGGUUUAAAUGAUUCCUUGGACUUGGUUCCUAUUGGUGCUUGGUACGGGAAUGGAAGGAAGGCUGGAUGGUACAGUCCAUUUCUCAUGGCUUGCUAUGAUCCCGACACUGAUGAAUAUCAAAGUGUCUGUCGUGUAAUGUCCGGCUUCUCUGAUGCCUUCUAUAUAGAGAUGAAAGAGUUCUUCAUAGAUGACAAGAUUCUAGGUAAAAAAGAUAAACCAGUGUAUUAUCAAACAGGUGAGGAGCCUGAUAUGUGGUUUACACCUGAAGUGGUGUGGGAGAUACGAGGUGCUGAUUUCACUGUUUCCCCGGUUCACCAUGCUGCAAUGGGUUUAGUGCAUCCAACACGUGGCAUUUCCGUCAGAUUUCCUAGAUAUGUUAGAUCUAGGUCAGAUAAGAAGCCAAGUGAUUGUAGUACACCUGCAGAUAUAGCUGAAAUGUUUCAUCUGCAAACCCGAAAGAUGGAUGUUCGCGGUGGCAACUAAAUGGUUGUACUUUGACAACAUUGUGUUUUUUAGUGUACAUCUUUAACCCUUUUUUUGGUUAGUGUGGCAUUCGCUCAAGUGUAAAUACAAACAUGUUUUCUUGGAGCAGUACUUUUUUGUAUAAAAAAGUUUUUGGAAAAA
This is a messenger RNA of Helianthus annuus (common sunflower), 4450 nucleotides long. Its product is annotated as DNA ligase 6. The record is from RefSeq and is a predicted model, not a curated record. Bases 200 to 4309 code for a protein of 1369 amino acids. Gene Ontology annotation, molecular function: DNA ligase (ATP) activity; ATP binding; DNA binding. Gene Ontology annotation, biological process: DNA recombination; DNA biosynthetic process; lagging strand elongation. The transcript is spliced from 19 exons. Lineage: Eukaryota; Viridiplantae; Streptophyta; Magnoliopsida; Asterales; Asteraceae.